This is a messenger RNA of Abrus precatorius (Indian licorice), 1814 nucleotides long. Its product is annotated as aldehyde oxidase GLOX. Lineage: Eukaryota; Viridiplantae; Streptophyta; Magnoliopsida; Fabales; Fabaceae. The record is from RefSeq and is a predicted model, not a curated record. Bases 24 to 1628 code for a protein of 534 amino acids. The transcript has a single exon.
UCCCACUCACUCAUUCUCUCUCGAUGGAUAGUGUCCCUUCUUAUCUGUUAUGCUUUGUCAUCGUUCUAGCCUUCUCAAUGAACACACGUUCCGAUCUCCCCGGCACGUGGGAGCUUCUGGUGGCGGACGCCGGCAUCGCCUCAAUGCACACGGCGGUCACACGCUUCAACACGGUGGUUCUCCUUGACCGGACCAACAUCGGCCCCUCGAGAAAACUCCUUCCAAAGGGGCACUGUAGGUUCGACAGAAACGACGCCAUUUUAAAGCGCGAUUGCUAUGCGCACUCGGUUCACCUCGACCUCAAAACCAACCAACUCAAACCUUUGAAGAUCCUAACCGACACGUGGUGCUCUUCGGGCCAAUUCCUCCCAAAUGGAACCCUCUUACAAACCGGUGGCGACCUCGACGGGUUCAAAAAGAUCCGAAAAUUCGACCCGUGUGACGUAAGCGGAUCAUGCGACUGGGAAGAAUUAAACGACGUCGAAUUGGCCGAAGGCCGAUGGUACGCGACCAACCAAAUAUUACCGGACGGAUCGGUAAUCAUAAUCGGUGGAAGAGGCUCCAACACGGUGGAGUUUUACCCUCCAAGGAAAAAUGGCGCCGUUUUGUUCCCUUUCCUCGCUGAAACAGAGGACACGCAGAUGGAUAAUUUGUACCCUUAUGUCCAUCUUCUCCCCAACGGUCACCUCUUCGUGUUCGCGAACACGAAGUCGGUGAUGUACGACUUCACCAAACACGUCAUCGUCAAACAAUACCCACCGUUGCAGGGUGGUCCGAGGAAUUACCCGUCGGCGGGGUCCUCGGCGAUGCUCGCCUUACAAGGAGACUACUCCGCCGCGGAGAUUGUCGUAUGCGGCGGAGCUCAAUACGGUGCGUUUCUCAUGAGGAGUAUGGAUACGCCGGCGAACGGGAGCUGCGGUAGGAUCUUGGCAACAGGGUCGAACCCGGUUUGGGAGAUGGAGGACAUGCCGUACGGGAGAAUUAUGGGUGACAUGGUUAUGCUUCCAAACGGCGAUGUUUUGGUGAUAAACGGAGCGAUGUCUGGGACUCAGGGAUUUGAAUUAGCUUCGAACCCGUGUUUGAACCCGGUUCUGUACCGGCCCGAUCAACCGGUUGGGUUACGGUUCAUGGUUUUGAACCCGGGAACUGUGCCUAGGUUGUACCAUUCAACUGCAAAUUUGUUACCAGAUGGGAGGGUUUUACUUGCCGGGAGUAACCCGCACGUGUUUUACCGAUUCGAUGCUGAGUUUCCGACAGAGUUACGAGUCGAAGCGUUUUCGCCCGAGUAUCUGAGUGCGGACCGGGCGAAUAUUAGACCGGGGAUUGAGGAAAUACCCGAAACGGUGCGUUUUGGAGGGAAGUUUGAUGUGGUGGUCGCUGUUUCUUUGCCUGUCGUGGGAAUCGUGGAAGUGAACUUGGCCAGUGCGCCUUUUUCCACGCAUUCGUUUUCUCAGGGUCAACGUUUGGUCAAACUGACCGUUACCUCCGCCGUGCCUGACGGCGACGGACGGUACCGGAUUGGAUGCACGGCGCCGCCAAAUGGGAUGGUGGCCCCGCCGGGAUAUUACAUGGCGUUUGCAGUGAACCAAGGUGUGCCCAGUGUUGCCCGUUGGAUACACGUGUCUUAGCUUUGAAAUUUGUUGUUUGAUGUGUUUACAAAAAUUGAAACUCUAUUUAUUUUGUUUUUUGGGCAAGUGGGAGAUUAAAAUCGAAACUAUGCAAUUGUUGAUAGGAAAAAGGAUUGGUGGAUGUGACCCAUGAGUUCCUAAUGGAUUUCGCAAUUAGUGAUUGAUUUAUGAAUAAUUUAAAAUUUU